Messenger RNA from Caenorhabditis bovis, 1242 nucleotides. Lineage: Eukaryota; Metazoa; Nematoda; Chromadorea; Rhabditida; Rhabditidae. The record is from the annotation of a GenBank genome assembly.
AUGAUCACUCGAUUAUUAUUAUUCACCAUAUUUGGUGUGAUUUUGGCGCCGACCGACGCGUUUUUUGUGUUCAACAAUCCCGAACAAAUUCAGCCGGGUUAUGGCUACGUGGGACCCGCGUGUGCAGUUUUUGAAGGCGUCUUGUUUCUUCACGGCGUCUCGAAGCGAAAACUCAGCCAUCAUGAGCUUUUCGUGUUUCAAGAAUAUCAAAAUGAUUUAAGCAGAUUUAAAGACGCUUCCACAAGCUUUGACAGUUUCGAGGAAUCGCCGCCAAUCGUGCCGACAUUUUGCGGCGGCUUCGACGAUUCCAUCGAAGUCGUGUUAGAUUCGUGCAUUGUUCGGAACAAUCACGUCUAUGUCGGCGACAAUUUAAUUCGUGCGCUCACCAAUUUCGAAAAACAGAAAAUCGAAAUGGUAAAAGUGCGAAAAAUGUAUGGGACUUCGAGGAAACGCCGAAUUCGCGCGGCUCCGUUGCCCGGAACUCGACCGCAACACGAUUUCUCCGAGAUGAUUCACAAGCUGCUCAACGUGAAUUCAACGGUGACCUCGCGAUUCUUGCCCGUUGUCAGCCAGAGUCCGCUGUUUGCCAUGGAAGGUCCGUGGCAGAGUAUUUUGAAUAUCAAUAAAGAUGCGAAGUUCGCCUAUAAUCCAACUGUGGACAUCACUAAGAUUGAUAAUCCGUAUCGUGGUGGAUUUACGACGACGACGAUUAGAACAACGACGACGACAACGACAACGAGUCAACCGCCGAAGAAGCCGAAUUUGAAAAAGGCGAAGAAGCCGGCGCACAAAUUGACAACGGCAACGUCGUCGAGUUCUACAACAAAAGUUUCUUCAACACCUUCGACGACGACAGUUCGCGAAAUAUCGCUUCCAAGUUUCACUACCACGUUGCCCGAACGGACCACGAGAGUUGAAACGGUUGUGAACCCAAUCAUUCUACGACUAAUAGCAAAAGCUCUUGAAAAUAAUGAGCUUGUCGACGAAACGGCGAUAUCAGAAGCGACGAGACAACCGAAAAUUGAGCCGCUGAAUUUGCGAUUCGUGGUCCCGCCGGCAUUGUCGACUCCGUCAUCUCGCAUCGCCGGUCCCGCUCACAAUCAUCUAUUCGUGCCGAAUCAAUCAUUUUUGACAUCAUUGGCGACGACAGACCGGCGAAUUCAGGAGCCAACCGGGCUCUCGCAUCGAUUGCCCAACGAAAUUUGUCGAGCGCAUCUCAAAGCGAACCCGUUUUUCUUUUGA